Messenger RNA from Adineta steineri, 264 nucleotides. The record is from the annotation of a GenBank genome assembly. NCBI's taxonomy places the organism in Eukaryota, Metazoa, Rotifera, Eurotatoria, Adinetida, Adinetidae.
AUGCAGAUAAGUCAAUUUAUAGCUGCAGCUGUUGGAUGUACGUUUCGUUUUCAUGCAAUGCUUUUUAAAAAUGAUAAAACUUGUUAUGAUUUUCCUGUUUUAUUUGUUUUAAUUUUUCUUGCACAUUCGAUAUCAUUAUUAUUUCUUUUUCUCAAUUAUUUUUUUCAAGAAUAUAUUUUAAAACGAAAUCAAAAACGUCGUGAACCAAAACUAAACAUAAUAAAAACAAAAAAUGGUUAUAUUAAAACUGCCAAAGAUGAAUAA